Messenger RNA from Homo sapiens (human), 10638 nucleotides. RefSeq names its product caspase 8 associated protein 2 (gene CASP8AP2). Gene Ontology annotation, biological process: negative regulation of DNA-templated transcription; apoptotic signaling pathway; extrinsic apoptotic signaling pathway via death domain receptors. Bases 4557 to 10544 code for a protein of 1995 amino acids. The transcript is spliced from 11 exons. Gene Ontology annotation, cellular component: nucleus; mitochondrion; PML body. The record is from RefSeq and is a predicted model, not a curated record. NCBI's taxonomy places the organism in Eukaryota, Metazoa, Chordata, Mammalia, Primates, Hominidae.
CAAGCACGAGCCACUGUGCCCGGCCUAACUGUUUUAAAAUUUGUGGUGUUUGUGCCUUAUUUCUUUUUCUUGAUUAGUUUUGCCAUAGAUAUGCUUAUUUCUCUUUUGACAGAGCCAACAUUUAUUUUUAUUGAUCUUUCUAGUGCUUGUUUAUUUUUGUUAGUUUUUGCUGGUUAUAUUUUUAUUUAUCUGGGUUUACUUUGUUCUUUUUCUGACUUCUUGAGGUGAUUGAUGGCCUCAUUAAUAUUUUGUCCUUUCUUCCUAUACAUUUAGUACUGUAACUUUGCCUUUAAAAGUACUAUUUUGGUUUUAUCCCAUGAAUUUUCUGUGUUGUAUUCAUUGUUAUUCAGUUCUGUACUUUUUCCCAGUUUCCAUUAGUAUUUGUUCUUUGACCUAUGUUUAUUAAGUUCCAAUUGAACAGGGAAAUUUGAAAGUGCAUUGUUAACUUUGAAUUUUAUUGGGCUAGACGGAAACAUUUCUUUGAUAUUUGUGGAAACUUGCACUGCAGCUUGAUACAUAGACAAUUUUUAUAAAUGUGCUUAAAAGUAGUGUAAGUUCUUUUAAUUGUGGUAUGCAGGGUUAUAAAAUUAUCAGAUCAAACCUGUCAAUUUUCUAUUCAGAGCUAUAUCCUUAAAUUUCUUUAACUGCUUGAUCAUCAGAGAAAAGUAUGUUAAAAUCUCUAUUGUAACAAUUUUUUUUUUUUUUGAGACAGAAUCGCUGUGUUGCCCAAGCUGGAGUGCAGUGGUGCCAUCUCGGCUAACUGCAACCUCUGCCUCCUGGGUUCAAGUGAGUCUCCUGCCUCAGCCUCUGGAAUAGCUGGCUUUAUUGGCACCCACGACCACGCCCAGCUAAUUUUUGUAUUUUUAGUAGAGAGGAGGUUUCACUGUGUUGGUCAGGCUGGUCUCGAACUUCUGACCUCAAGCAAUCCACCCACCAUCCAUCCCAAAGUGCUGGGAUUACAGGCAUAAGCCACUGCGCCCGGCCUAUUGUGACUUACUUAUCUGUAUCGGUCAGGGUCCAGUCAGUAGACAAAAACCACAUACUAAUUUGAAAGGGAAAGUUUAGUAUAAAGAAUUAUUGGUCGGGUUCCGUGGCUCAGGCCUGUAAUCCUAGCACUUUGGGAGGCCAGGGCGGGCGGAUCACCUGAGGUCAGAAGUUUAAGAUCAGCCUAGCCAACAUGGUGAAACCCCGUCUCUACUAAAAUACAAAAAUUAGCCGGGCAUGAUGGCGGGUGCCUGUAAUCCCAGCUACUCUGUGGAGGCUGAGACGGGAGAAUCGCUUGAACCUGGGAGACAGUGUUUGCAGUGAGCCGAGAUCGCGCCACUUACUCCAGCCUGGGCGGCUGAGUGAGAGUCCGUCCCAAAAAAAAAUUAAAAAAAAAAAAAAAAGGCCAGGCACAGUGGCUCACGUCUGUAAUCCCAGCACUUUGGGAGGCCGAGGCGGGCGGAUCAGGAGGUCGGGAGAUCGAGACCAUCCUGGCUAAGGCCGUGAAACCCCAUCUGUACUAAAAAUAUAAAAAAUUAGCCGGGCGUGGUGGUGGGCGCCUUUAGUCCCACCUACUCGGGAUACUGAGGCAGGAGAAUGGCGUGAACCCAGGAGGCGGAGCUUGCAGUGAGCCGAGAUUGCGCCACUGCACGCCAGUCUGGGCGACAGAGCGAGACUCCGUCUCAAAAAAAAAAAAAAAAAAAAAGAAUUAUUGACAGGAUUGAAGUAACUAGUAAUUGUCAAGUAAUAGUUAAAGAAUAACUGAAAAAUAUAGGAAUAUAAGAUAUAGGAAGCAGCUAUGACCUCUAGGGUUUUGAUAGAUCAUCCAAAGAAGAGCUGUGUUCCUUCACUCUAAGGAUGGGAUCCAGACCUCAUGGAAAGAGCAUUGCUGGGGGGUCAACUGGAUGGUGGAGACGUUGCUAAGUGUCUUACUCUGUUCUAAAUCUGCCAGAGGAGGUGUAUGGGGAAGCUCCUGGGUGCUAAAGGAUCUAUGAGUUGGAGAAGCUGCCCUCUCCAUGAACCUAGCAGGAGGAAGCCGUAUUCUGCAGGAGCCAAUCAUAAUAGGAGCCUAAUGUACAGGAAGUGAGCCUGUGGAAAACCGCCCUGCUGGAACUGAAUGCUGGAGACAGCAGGCUCUGUAGGAGCUUUGCUAGCCAGAUGCACUGAAACUAGGGAAAGAAUCCCCCUUCCUCUUCCAGUGUUCCUCCACCAUUCUGCUGAUAAGGUUUAACCUUGUGCCAGUUAGCAAAGGAGAAAUAUCUACAAGGCCUAGCUCCAUUAUCACAGAAGGAUGGAUUUGGAAUUGAGAGGCAUAACUGUCACAGUCCCUUUAACUACUUUUUUCCUUUUCCUACAGCCUAGGAAGCUAAGAACCUUUAACUUUUUCAUGUGUACACAGUGAGAAACCACACACAUAUAACUUCUUUUGAUGACUUCUCUAUAUUACUGUGUAUGUUUUCAGAAAUUUUGAAGGACUAUUAAUGCAUCAUGUGACACAAUUAAGAAAUGAGCAUCCACUUCUUAAAUUUAUAAAUAAUCUUUUAAAAAAUACCUUUGGUGGUGGGGACCUAGAAUUAAGAUGUGGAGAUAAUGAUCUGACAAAAAAUUUGGAGAAAAAUUUAAGACAGAUGGGGGCAAAAGAUCCAUGUUUAGCUGGUCCGAAAGUAGUGUUUUCUCAGUUGGCUGUUCACAAUCAGUUACAGAUCAAACUUCUUGUUCUACUAUUUCCCCCCUUGACUAGUUGUUAAAAAAAAAAGACACCCAGGAUUACCAGGUCUCUUAGAUUUAUAUUUAUUUCCAGGUUUAACUUACUAGGUCAAGUCUUUUUCUAAUUAUUAUUUUUGAGACACGGUCUGGUCUGUCACUCUGUCGCCCUGGCUGGAGUACAGUGGCAUGAUCACAGCUCACUGUAGCCUCCACCUCAUAGGCUCAAUUGACCCUCCCAUCUCAGCUACUAAAGUAGAUAGUACUAUAGGUGUGAACCACCAUGCCUCGCUACUUUUUUUUUAAAUUUAUUUUGUUUAAAUAGAGAUGGGGUCUCCCUAUGUUGCCCAGGCUGGUCUCGAACUCCUGGGCUCAAGUGAACCUACCACCUUGACCUCCCAGAGUGCUGGGAUUACAGGUGUGAGGUUUUUUGUUUGUUUUCAAGACAGAGUCUUGCUCAGUCGCCCAGGCUGGCUUGCAGUGGCGCAAUCUCAGCUCACUGCAACCUCCACCUCCCGGGUUCAAGUGAUUUUCCUGCCUCAGCCUCCCGAGUAGUUGGGAUUACACGCACGCCCCACCACUCCUGGCUAAUUUUUAUAUUCUUAGUAGAGACAGGGUUUCACCAUGUUGGCCAGGCUGGUCUCAAACUCUUGACCUCAUGAUCUGCCCACCUCGGCCUCCCAAAGUGCUGGGAUUACAGGCAUGAGCCACCAUGCCCAGCCCGUUUGUUUGUAUUUUUUUUUGUCUCGAUGUGGUUUUGCCAUGUUGCCCAGGCUGGUCUCAAACUCCUAGGAUCAAGCAGUCCCUUCCACCUCAGCCUCCCAAAGUGCUGAGAUUACAGGUGUGAGUUACCACACCUUUUUUUUUUUUUUAAAGUAAUCCCUGCCAGUAGUAUAAACUAAAACUGUAUGAAAUAAUAGUGCAGGGAAAGCUUUGAUCUGUUUGAUCUCUUUAACCAAAUCAUUAGAUUCUCCAUUAUUCUGAGAGGACACCUCAUGACUAAUGCUCCCCUCUCCAUGUGACCACUUACAGCUACUAAUAGUAGAUUUCUCAUUAGGAAACCUCUGAGUAUCUGAUUUCACCAGUUGAAUUUUGCUUUGCAAAGAGUCAGUUGUGUUAUUUACCAAACGUGAUCGUGUUAUUUGUGCUUUUUGUAAUUGUGCAGGCUAUUUUAUAACAGCUAAUCAAAUGAACUAAUUGAAACAAAUGUUAGGUUGAGGAAUGUGAGGAAUGGAGAAAAAAAAUACACCUUGAUUUUAUUUAUCUCUUGUGGUAGAACCAUGAUCUUUUCUUUGAAUAUGAAUCCAAUGAUGAGAGUGUUGACGUCUUUCUUGCGUAAACUACACCCGUAAGACAUUGCCCAUGAUUUUCAGUUUUUAUUUUGUCCUUGCUUGAGCCCAGGGAGGUUGCAGUGAGCUAUGAUCAUGCCACUGCACUCCAGCCUGGGUGACAGAGGGAGACUCUGUCUUAAAACAAAAACAAAAAAAAAAAAAAAAAACUUACAUACUUUUUAAUUGAUCUGAGUAUAGACUAGAUUUUCUCCCCUAGUACUUUGGAUCAUUUUGUCUUCACUUGAUUUGACAUGCAGAGGUGUGUGUGUGUGUGUGUUUUGUUACCUGUCUUUCCAUAGCAUUCUGCCUAGUUUUCACUAGAAAAUAACUCCCUUUGGUAUUGUGAUCUUUCAUCAUACUGUGAUUUAGAAAAAUAGGAAAAUGAGCAUAAUUGAUUUGAUAAUAAAUGCACAUUGGUAAGCUUUGAGAAAAACCCAGAAUCGUAUAUAGAAAACCUUCCCCCGAGCUAAGAGGGAGCCAGGAGACCAAAGGAUGACUCACAAGUCCAGGUGGUGACUCUCAAAAGGAAAUAGGAUCAUGGCAGCAGAUGAUGACAAUGGUGAUGGAACAAGUUUAUUUGAUGUCUUUUCUGCUUCUCCUCUUAAGAACAAUGAUGAAGGCUCACUGGACAUAUACGCUGGGUUGGACAGUGCUGUUUCUGACAGCGCUUCCAAAUCCUGUGUACCAUCAAGAAAUUGUUUGGACUUAUAUGAAGAGAUCCUGACUGAAGAAGGAACUGCAAAGGAGGCAACAUAUAAUGAUUUGCAAGUAGAAUAUGGAAAAUGUCAACUACAAAUGAAAGAGCUGAUGAAAAAAUUUAAAGAAAUACAGACACAGAAUUUCAGCUUAAUAAACGAAAACCAGUCUCUUAAGAAGAAUAUUUCAGCACUUAUCAAAACUGCCAGAGUGGAAAUAAACCGCAAGGAUGAAGAAAUAAGUAAUCUUCACCAAAGAUUGUCUGAGUUUCCACAUUUUCGAAAUAAUCAUAAAACUGCAAGGACAUUUGAUACAGUUAAAACAAAAGAUCUUAAAUCUAGAUCUCCACAUUUGGAUGAUUGUUCAAAGACUGAUCACAGAGCUAAAAGUGAUGUUUCUAAAGAUGUACAUCAUAGCACUUCACUGCCAAAUCUGGAAAAGGAAGGAAAACCACAUUCUGAUAAAAGGAGUACUUCACAUUUACCUACAUCUGUUGAGAAACACUGCACUAAUGGUGUUUGGUCACGUUCUCAUUAUCAGGUUGGCGAGGGUAGCUCAAAUGAGGAUAGUAGAAGAGGAAGAAAAGAUAUUAGACAUAGCCAGUUUAACAGAGGAACUGAAAGAGUACGAAAAGACUUAAGUACUGGCUGUGGUGAUGGUGAACCAAGGAUAUUGGAGGCUAGUCAAAGGCUACAAGGACAUCCUGAGAAAUAUGGUAAAGGUGAACCAAAGACUGAAAGCAAAAGUUCGAAGUUUAAAAGUAACUCAGAUUCUGACUAUAAAGGUGAACGCAUUAACUCUUCUUGGGAGAAAGAGACCCCUGGAGAAAGGUCACACAGUCGAGUAGACUCUCAAAGUGACAAAAAACUAGAAAGACAAAGUGAAAGAUCACAAAAUAUAAAUAGGAAAGAAGUUAAAUCACAAGACAAAGAAGAAAGAAAAGUUGAUCAAAAACCUAAAUCAGUAGUAAAGGACCAAGAUCACUGGAGAAGAUCUGAACGAGCAUCACUUCCUCAUUCCAAGAAUGAAAUAACAUUUUCUCAUAAUUCAAGUAAAUACCAUCUAGAAGAGAGAAGAGGAUGGGAAGAUUGUAAAAGAGACAAGAGUGUAAACAGUCAUAGUUUUCAAGAUGGAAGAUGUCCAUCUUCUCUUUCAAACAGUAGAACUCACAAAAACAUUGACUCUAAGGAAGUUGAUGCCAUGCAUCAGUGGGAAAAUACACCUUUAAAAGCAGAAAGACAUAGAACUGAAGAUAAGAGGAAAAGAGAACAAGAAAGCAAAGAAGAAAAUAGGCAUAUUAGAAAUGAAAAAAGAGUACCUACAGAACAUUUGCAGAAGACUAAUAAGGAAACUAAGAAAACCACUACUGAUUUAAAGAAACAGAAUGAACCAAAGACUGAUAAGGGAGAAGUCCUUGAUAAUGGUGUUUCUGAAGGAGCAGAUAAUAAAGAGCUUGCAAUGAAAGCUGAGAGUGGUCCAAAUGAAACAAAAAACAAGGACCUAAAAUUGAGUUUUAUGAAAAAAUUGAACUUAACUCUUUCUCCUGCUAAAAAGCAACCUGUUUCCCAGGAUAAUCAGCAUAAAAUAACUGAUAUUCCCAAGUCCAGUGGUGUAUGUGAUUCAGAGUCUUCAAUGCAAGUUAAAACAGUGGCAUAUGUUCCCUCCAUAAGUGAACAUAUCUUGGGGGAAGCAGCUGUCAGUGAACAUACCAUGGGGGAAACCAAGUCAACGUUAUUGGAACCAAAGGUUGCUCUUCUAGCAGUGACUGAACCCAGGAUCGGUAUCUCAGAAACCAACAAGGAAGACGAAAAUAGUUUGUUAGUUAGGUCUGUUGACAAUACUAUGCAUUGUGAAGAGCCCAUUUGUGGUACAGAGACUUCCUUCCCAUCUCCUAUGGAAAUACAACAGACAGAAUCCUUGUUUCCAUCAACAGGAAUGAAACAAACCAUUAAUAAUGGAAGGGCAGCAGCUCCUGUGGUAAUGGAUGUAUUACAAACAGAUGUGUCUCAAAACUUUGGCUUGGAAUUGGAUACCAAAAGAAAUGAUAAUUCAGAUUAUUGUGGUAUUUCUGAAGGUAUGGAGAUGAAGGUGGCACUUUCAACAACAGUGAGUGAAACCACUGAAAGCAUUUUGCAGCCUUCAAUUGAGGAAGCUGAUAUUUUGCCAAUAAUGCUUUCAGAAGAUAAUAACCCAAAAUUUGAGCCUUCUGUUAUAGUUACACCACUGGUUGAGAGUAAGUCGUGUCAUCUGGAGCCUUGCUUACCUAAAGAGACUCUAGAUUCUUCACUUCAGCAGACUGAGUUAAUGGACCACAGAAUGGCAACUGGUGAAACAAACUCAGUAUAUCAUGAUGAUGAUAACUCGGUUUUGAGCAUUGACCUUAAUCACCUGAGACCUAUUCCAGAAGCCAUCAGUCCUCUGAAUAGUCCAGUGAGACCUGUAGCAAAAGUUCUUAGAAAUGAAAGCCCACCUCAAGUUCCAGUGUAUAAUAACAGUCAUAAAGAUGUGUUUUUACCAAAUUCAGCUCAUUCUACCUCUAAGAGUCAGUCUGAUCUCAAUAAGGAAAAUCAAAAGCCAAUUUACAAAUCUGACAAAUGUACAGAAGCAGACACAUGUAAGAAUUCACCAUUAGAUGAAUUAGAAGAAGGAGAAAUUAGAAGUGAUAGUGAAACAUCUAAACCACAAGAAAGUUUUGAAAAAAAUUCCAAACGUAGAGUGUCAGCUGAUGUGCGGAAGUCAAAGACUAUCCCACGACGUGGGAAAAGUACUGUGUGUUUAGAUAAAGACAGUAGGAAAACACAUGUAAGAAUCCAUCAGACCAAUAACAAAUGGAAUAAAAGACCUGAUAAAUCUAGCAGAUCUUCAAAAACAGAGAAGAAAGAUAAAGUGAUGAGCACUUCCAGCUUGGAAAAAAUAGUUCCAAUUAUUGCUGUACCCUCUUCUGAACAAGAGAUCAUGCACAUGUUACGAAUGAUAAGAAAACAUGUAAGAAAAAAUUAUAUGAAAUUCAAGGCAAAAUUUUCAUUAAUACAAUUUCACAGAAUUAUUGAGUCAGCAAUUUUGAGUUUUACAUCUUUAAUUAAACAUCUCAACUUACACAAAAUCUCUAAGUCAGUGACUACCUUACAGAAGAAUCUCUGUGAUAUUAUAGAGUCUAAACUUAAGCAAGUUAAAAAGAAUGGCAUAGUUGAUCGUUUAUUUGAACAGCAACUACCAGAUAUGAAAAAAAAAUUGUGGAAGUUUGUAGAUGACCAACUUGAUUAUUUGUUUGCAAAGCUUAAGAAAAUCUUAGUAUGUGAUUCCAAAAGCUUUGGAAGAGAUAGUGAUGAAGGCAAACUUGAAAAAACAAGUAAACAGAAUGCACAGUAUUCAAAUAGUCAGAAAAGGAGUGUGGACAACUCCAACAGAGAAUUGCUGAAAGAAAAAUUAUCAAAAUCAGAAGACCCUGUUCAUUAUAAGUCUUUAGUGGGAUGUAAAAAAUCUGAGGAAAAUUAUCAAGACCAAAAUAACUCCAGUAUUAACACUGUAAAGCAUGACAUUAAAAAAAAUUUUAACAUCUGCUUUGAUAAUAUAAAGAACUCUCAAUCCGAAGAGCGCUCCUUGGAAGUACACUGUCCAAGCACCCCAAAGUCAGAAAAAAACGAAGGAAGCAGCAUAGAGGAUGCACAGACAUCCCAGCAUGCAACUUUGAAGCCAGAACGAAGUUUCGAGAUUCUUACCGAACAGCAAGCAUCGAGCCUUACUUUUAAUUUAGUGAGUGAUGCACAAAUGGGUGAAAUAUUUAAAAGUUUGUUGCAAGGUUCUGAUCUUUUAGACAGCAGUGUUAACUGUACUGAAAAAAGUGAGUGGGAGUUAAAGACUCCAGAGAAGCAGCUGCUAGAGACUCUUAAGUGCGAGUCUAUACCAGCUUGUACAACAGAAGAGCUAGUUUCAGGGGUGGCUUCUCCAUGUCCUAAAAUGAUUAGUGAUGAUAAUUGGUCAUUAUUAUCAUCUGAAAAAGGUCCAUCUCUGUCUUCAGGGCUUUCAUUGCCGGUUCAUCCUGAUGUGUUGGAUGAAAGUUGUAUGUUUGAAGUGUCUACUAACCUACCUUUAAGUAAAGAUAAUGUGUGUAGUGUAGAAAAGAGCAAGCCCUGCGUUUCUUCCAUACUUCUUGAAGAUCUAGCAGUCUCUUUAACAGUACCAUCGCCUCUGAAGUCAGAUGGUCAUCUCAGUUUUUUAAAGCCUGAUAUGUCGUCCAGUUCAACUCCUGAAGAAGUCAUUAGUGCUCAUUUUAGUGAAGAUGCCUUACUUGAGGAAGAGGAUGCAUCUGAGCAAGAUAUUCAUUUAGCUCUGGAGUCUGAUAAUUCAAGCAGUAAAUCAAGUUGUUCUUCUUCCUGGACAAGCCGAUCUGUUGCUCCAGGCUUUCAGUACCACCCUAAUCUACCUAUGCAUGCCGUCAUAAUGGAAAAGUCCAAUGAUCAUUUCAUUGUGAAAAUACGACGUGCAACACCAUCUACCUCUUCUGGCCUUAAACAGAGUAUGAUGCCUGAUGAAUUAUUGACAUCUUUGCCCAGACAUGGAAAGGAAGCUGAUGAAGGACCAGAGAAAGAAUAUAUUUCAUGUCAGAACACAGUUUUUAAAUCUGUGGAGGAAUUGGAAAACUCCAACAAAAAUGUUGAUGGCAGCAAGUCAACUCAUGAAGAACAGAGCUCUAUGAUACAAACACAGGUUCCUGAUAUAUAUGAAUUUCUUAAAGAUGCUUCAGAUAAGAUGGGUCAUAGUGAUGAAGUGGCUGAUGAAUGUUUCAAAUUGCAUCAAGUAUGGGAAACAAAAGUGCCUGAAAGCAUUGAAGAAUUGCCUUCAAUGGAAGAAAUCUCACACUCUGUUGGGGAACAUCUUCCAAACACAUACGUAGAUCUAACGAAAGAUCCAGUCACUGAAACCAAAAACUUGGGGGAAUUCAUAGAAGUAACAGUUUUACAUAUUGAUCAGUUGGGAUGUUCUGGAGGCAAUUUAAAUCAGAGUGCUCAAAUAUUAGACAAUUCUUUGCAGGCUGAUACUGUAGGUGCUUUUAUUGAUUUGACACAAGAUGCUUCAAGUGAGGCUAAAAGUGAAGGUAAUCAUCCUGCAUUAGCUGUGGAAGACUUGGGAUGUGGGGUGAUACAGGUAGAUGAAGAUAAUUGUAAGGAAGAAAAGGCACAAGUGGCAAACAGGCCUUUAAAAUGCAUUGUUGAGGAAACCUAUAUCGACUUGACCACAGAAUCUCCCAGUUCAUGUGAAGUAAAAAAAGAUGAGUUAAAAUCAGAGCCAGGAUCAAAUUGUGAUAACUCGGAGUUGCCUGGGACUUUGCAUAAUUCUCACAAAAAGAGAAGAAACAUUUCUGAUCUAAAUCAUCCUCAUAAAAAACAAAGAAAGGAAACAGACUUAACUAAUAAGGAAAAGACCAAGAAACCUACCCAAGAUUCUUGUGAGAAUACUGAAGCUCACCAAAAGAAAGCCAGUAAGAAGAAGGCCCCUCCUGUGACUAAAGAUCCCUCAUCAUUAAAGGCAACCCCAGGGAUUAAGGAUUCAUCAGCAGCACUUGCCACUUCUACAAGUCUUUCUGCAAAAAAUGUUAUUAAAAAGAAGGGAGAAAUUAUCAUUUUAUGGACAAGAAAUGAUGACCGGGAAAUUUUAUUGGAGUGUCAGAAAAGAGGGCCAUCAUUUAAAACAUUUGCAUAUUUAGCCGCCAAGUUGGAUAAAAAUCCAAAUCAGGUCUCAGAAAGAUUCCAGCAGCUAAUGAAGCUCUUUGAAAAGUCAAAAUGCAGUCACAGGUUGGAGGAUGAUUGCUCGAGCAGGCAUCUAAGGUGACCUCAUCCACAGGGACGUGCUCAGAGUGAAGCCUGCUGCAGUUCAGAUCAGCAUGGCAUCUCUCCUCAACCUUCUGAUUGCUGAUGAGUCUAAG